AUGUCAACUCCCAAAGGCACUGUGCUGGUUACCGGUACCAAUGGAGGACUUGGUUCCGCCAUUAUCACUGAUAUACUUCACAAGCCCGAGUUGGCGAGUAAUUAUACAGGGCUGUACACUGUCAGAAAAGCAGCAACGGCAACUCGACUCCAGAAGAUUUUGAGUGCAGCUUCAAAGUCUCACAAACACGAUGUUAUCGAUAUGGAUCUCAGCUCACUGGCCAGCGUCAAGGCGACGGCAGCUGAGAUCAACCGUCGAGUAGCUGCUGGAGACUUGCCUCCUAUCAGGGUUCUUAUCCUCAACGCCGGGUAUCAAGAUCACGAACAAAUUACCAUGACGGACGAUGGCUACGAGACUACCUGGCAAGUGAAUUACUUGGCCAACCAACUCCUGGUUCUCCUUCUACUUCAGAGUAUGGAUAAAGAGAAGAGUAGGAUACUCAUCAUUGGGAGCUGGUCCCAUGACAUUGAUGAUUCGCGUAACAACCUGGGCGGCGCGGCCUGUUAUGAGGGUUAUGAUAGCCUCUUUCCUGGUCCAGAUGAGCUCGCCAAGGGUAAAUGGAGUAGGCCAGACACUGGCGGAGGGUGGCUUACUGGCUUUCGACGAUAUGGAGCAAGCAAGUUGUGUGCCGUGAUGCUCAUGCAUGAGCUAGUGAACCGUCUCGCCCAAGAUCCGCAACUGUCCAAUAUCACAGUAACCGGCCUAGACCCAGGUGCUAUGGGUUCUGACCUCGUCCGAAGAGGUAGUUCUCUCAUGUAUAAUACCAUUAAGAUCGCCCUCCCGAUUGUUUCUCCUCUUCUUGUCUGGUACAACCCCAACGGACCUUAUCGUCCCCUGUAUAAAAGCGCUGCGGAUGCAGUCCGCCUGUCUUUUGAAACAGAGGCCCCAAAGGGCAGAUUGCUGUAUUCGAAUGGCACGGAUGAACUUGAGACGGGAAAAGAAGCAAGAGAUGAAGUCAAAAGAAGAUCCUUGUGGGUCUAUGGGUUGGAAGCGGCUCAAAUUAAGCAAGGAGAUACGAUUUUACAAGACUGGCAGUAA
Messenger RNA from Fusarium pseudograminearum CS3096, 1038 nucleotides. RefSeq lists its product as uncharacterized. Gene Ontology annotation, cellular component: endoplasmic reticulum membrane; lipid droplet; mitochondrial outer membrane. Gene Ontology annotation, molecular function: 3-beta-hydroxysteroid 3-dehydrogenase (NADP+) activity. Lineage: Eukaryota; Fungi; Ascomycota; Sordariomycetes; Hypocreales; Nectriaceae. Bases 1 to 1038 code for a protein of 345 amino acids. The transcript is spliced from 4 exons. The record is from RefSeq and is a predicted model, not a curated record.